Messenger RNA from Portunus trituberculatus (swimming crab), 3198 nucleotides. Its product is annotated as QRFP-like peptide receptor. The record is from RefSeq and is a predicted model, not a curated record. Gene Ontology annotation, cellular component: membrane. Lineage: Eukaryota; Metazoa; Arthropoda; Malacostraca; Decapoda; Portunidae. Gene Ontology annotation, molecular function: neuropeptide Y receptor activity. Gene Ontology annotation, biological process: G protein-coupled receptor signaling pathway. The coding region runs from base 376 to 1830 and encodes 484 amino acids. The transcript is spliced from 11 exons.
GGAGGCGCGGCUUUUGUCUUACCUGUUCCUUUUACCUGGCGAAGUCACUGGAGGGUUCUCGUGCGUGCCGUCUGCAGAGUGGUAGCGUCCUGAUGGCAGUGCGAGUCCUUCCAGCCCUUUGAACUGGAGUCCUGACGGUCUUGGGAAGUCCUGCAAAGGGUUCUUUGUUUCUGCGUAGGACAUCUCUAGCUGGACAGCUCGAGACUGCGGGCCGAGCACCAGCCUUCUGUUGCUGCUGCUGCUGCAAGCGGUAGUGAGACUGCUGCAAGAAUCCUCUUGUCCUAGACGCAACGACAUCUUUUUUCUGUCUCCCGCGUCAUCGCAACGAUCUCCAGGGCAGUCCGCGGCUGCGCUGCCAGGGUCAAUGAGAGGUCAAUGAAGAAUGUGAAACACGAUACACCCCGACGCGUCUUCGGGGACACGGGCGCCUCGCCUCAAACGGGGACGCCUCACUCACCCUCGCCCCUCAAUCACCACGCCUCCUUUAGUCUAGCCAUGAACGCGAGUGUGGGCGCGGCGCCCACGUGGCCUGCCGGUGUGACGGGCUGGAACGACUCCAUGGAUCACACACUGCACGACUUCCAGCUGGACGGUGCAGAGGUAUCGUGGGACAACGCCAGUGAUGGCGGCGGCAGCGCGACGAACGAGUCCGAGUACGAUUACGACUACGAGACGGCGCUGGACACGUUCUUCUGGAGCCAGCUGGCGCCGCCUCUGGCCGUGUACGCCGCCACCUACGUGGUGGGCGUGGCGGGCAACGGACUCAUCAUCUUCACCAUCUGCCGCUUCCGCCGCCUCAAGACGACCACCAACGUGUUCCUCGCCUCGCUCGCCUCCGCCGACCUGCUGCUCAUCCUGCUCUGCAUCCCCGUCAAGCUGGCGCGUCUCUUCUCCUACUCGUGGACGCUCGGAGCAGUCAUGUGUAAGACUCUGUACUUUCUGCAGGCGCUGUCGGCGAUCUGCUCCGUACUCACGCUGACCACGAUGAGUAUUGAAAGGUACUACGCCAUCGUGCACCCCAUGAGGGCACAGUACCGCUGCACCAUCUCCCAGGCUAAGAGACUGUGUGGGGGUCUGUGGCUCCUCUCCCUUGUCCUCGCCUCCCCAGUCACUGUCAUGCAGGUGCACAUGGAGGUGGGCCAGCGUGUGCGCGCAUUCUGGUGCGUGCGUGACUGGGACUCGCCGCGGCUGUGGCGAGGCUACGAGACGUACAUGAUGGCGGUGGUGCUGGUGGUGCCCGCCUCGGUGAUGGCCGCGGCGUACACGGCCAUCGGCGGCGCCAUCGUCACCAUGGUAGCGCGACGCCGCACCAUCACCAGCAAGGGACAGAUUGCUGACGGAGGGUCUCUUCUGAAUGACAACACACGGAGGCGACGACGUGACGCCCAGGAUUCAGAGGUGCUUCAGGUGGUGUCGAUGCUGGUGGUGGUAGUGCUGCUGUUCAUCCUGUGCUGGUCCCCCGUACUGGUGGUCAACGUGCUCAAGGCGUACUCGGUGCUUCCCCUGUACUCCCCAACACUAAAGCACAUCGCCACGGUAGCUGAUCUCCUCUCCUACUGCAACAGCUGCGUCAACCCCUUCGUGUACGGCUUCAUGUCCAAGAACUUCCGUAAGAGCUUCAAACAGGUGCUGUGUUGUCGCCGUACCCCGCCCCGCCCCCCCACACACCUGUCCCUCACCCGCACAUCCAUCAUGAGGCACCACAGCGAUACCAGCCGGGUGUGGAGCAGCAGAAGUGUGAUAGCGCGAGUCACCUUUCCUCUCAGCUCCAGCAAUGGUCGCAGCAUGCCCACGGAGUCCUCCAUCGUGUACAAGACAACACCCUCAUAGUCCUUUAGAAGACCCUAACUCAGACCUUCUCUAUAGACCCUCCUCCUAAACCCUCACCAAACCCAGAGCAAGCCAAGUGCGUGUCUCGAGCCUCGCCGUGAUUUUAGAAAGUCUUCAUUUGCUGCAGUGAAGAGGAUGAAGAUAACUGGUGUAUUGCGAGGCUAGUAUCCGUGGCAGUUCAGGGACUUCUAUUUAGUGAGAGUUUGGACAUGUUGAAGGAUCGAGUGUUGGUUUAUAGUACAAUGAAAUGUUAGAUAGUGGAGUGAAAGAAGGCACGGUUGGUAGAAAAUUAACUGGAGAGAUAAGUUUGGUUUGGAUUGCCUGGAAUGGAUCGGCAGGUAACGGAGACACUUGAGUAAUAUGGUGGUCCUAGCUCGUUCAGUUCAUAGCAAUUGAUGAUUAUGAUGCAGUUCAGUGGAAAAAAAAACAGAACAUUGACAAUAACGUAGGUAACAAUGAAAAAAAAAAAAAAACAGUUCGAUAUCUACGUCAUUCUUGAUUGGGUGUUUGACAGCUAAGUGACUCCUGUCUUGUGCGGUGAAGAAAACGGAACAGCAGUGACAAUAACGUGAACAGUAAGGCUUUUCAUCGCCUGUAAUAACUUGUCGUCUGAGUCUUCUUGUCAUUUUGUGAGAGUGAAUGUUUCGAAAUGUGUAGUAGUGAAGAGAAUAAAUAGCAAUGAAUGUAAUGAUUUAUGUACAUAUCCAAAUAAAGAUCGUGUCAUUGUUUGUAAAGAACUGAAUGACUUAAUUCAGUUAGUGUGAAUUUAUGAAAUCCAUUGAGAUAAAGAACAAAACCAGGAAUAUGAACUGACAACAGGACGAAUAGCAAGAGAACUGUGUAUCAUCUAUAAGUACGAAGCGAGUGAAGGACACUGGUGUCAUAUGAACAUCAAGCUCACCCAAGCAAGACUCUUUAUCUCGGAAUAUUAAGCAGCUUAGUGAAAGACUGUAUUGUGUAGAAUGUCUGAGUUCUAAUGGGGUGAGAAUGGAAAGAAAAGGGUGGACUAAAGUAAUCUUUUUUUUUUUUUUUUAUGUCCCGUCGAGGACUUAGGUGGGUUAUCAUUAUAUGCUAGUCAUCGUCUAUACUUAGAAAAAAAAAUAGUCGGGUUUAACAUAGUUUUAACCCAAAAACUGUGUUCUGAAUCAAAAAGGAUCGCUUAUAAUAUGUGUUGUGUUGCUUAUGUAUUGCCCCGAGAAAUGUUUUCCUUUGUUAAAAGCGAAGGAGGCGCUUAUCUAUAUUUUUCCUCCGUUUUCUUCUGGUUCUCGUCAUUUCCUCGUGCCGUAAGGUCUGUACUGACAACCACCGUGAGUGUUCCUUCCUUCCGCAGGAGCUGAGUUGGAAAUGUGUAUAAAAGGAAAAAGUAUA